AUAUUUAUGGAACACCCUGUAUAACUGCAGUUCUUCAAUAAUAUUAAAAAAUUGGAAACCCGAAUUGUUUGCGAUUUCCGAUGGCAUGCGCUCGAACCCAAGCAACGCAUUGUUUGUAUCGAGGGAGAAAAUCGAAACUGUUUGUGCUGGGGUCGCUUGAAAGUGCACAACAAUGGCAUCCGCAGACAUUCUGGACCUUUCAAAGUCACUGGAAAGCAGCGAAUUGCCAAACGACAUGCCAAACACCGAUCUGGAUAAAGCGCUAAAAUUUAAGAACGACCUGCGACUGACCACCCCGAAACCAGUCCUUCAUAUUGGAUCAUCCACAGAGUUUCGGCGACAGCCAUCCGCAGUGCCGAAGACUCCGUAUAAACCGAGAACAGGGUAUAGCAGGGCCGGGACUGGGUUCGUUCCGACGACCAAUUUUAAAAAGCCCGGUUCUGGAAAGCCGCUUACUGGAUUCAGGCCCCCCACUAGCCUGGAUGGGGUCAGCAGGCCCAUGACAGCCGUUAGGGGGGCUGGAUACACUUCAGGAGGCAGUAAGCCAUUCGACCCCCUCAACCAAGGGGCUAGCGUGCAAACGCCUCCUUUAGAAUUGCAGAAAGACGACUCGCCGGAGGAGAAAAUCAGACAACAAGAAAUGAAAAUAAUGCAGUUAGUGGAAGAAUCGUGCAUAGCACAGACCGCAGGCGACUCCAGAAUGGCGUUAACCAAAGCCAAGGAAGCUUCAUAUAAAGAAAGAAGCCUUAUACGCAUGCAAGAACAGAACGGACUAGGCGAGCACCAUAACAUCGAUUUGACUUAUGCGGUAUUGUUCAAUCUUGCAAACCAAUAUGCAGUGAACGAGCUCUACACUGAGGCACUAAACACAUAUCAGACCAUUACAAAGAAUCGAAUGUUUGCCAAUGCGUAUCGCCUCAAACUGAACAUGGGCAACAUUUACCUCAAACAGGGACACUACCAGAUGGCAGUGAAAAUGUAUCGGAUGGCUCUGGAUCAGGUGCCGUCCACCCAAAAAAACCUCAGGAUAAAAAUAAUGCACAACAUUGCCAUGGUGUUUGUAAAGAUGGGGCAAUGGGAGGAGGCUGUUAACAGUUUGGAGUUUAUCAUGAGCGAACAGCCGUGCCAUCGGGGAGGACUACAUUUGAUAGUUUGUUGCAGAGCGCUGGAAGAUCAGGACAGAAUGAGAACGGCAUUUUCGCUUCUACUGUCGGUGCCUUUGGACGUUGAAGAAGACGACAAGUAUAACUUAGAGCAGGAUAAUCCCGAAGACGCACUUCUUGCCACAGCCAUUCAGGAUGACCACUUGCACAAGUAUGAAGCGCUGAAGCGAAAGGAUGCUGAGUACUGCAUUCUCACAGCCGCCAAACUGAUCGCUCCUUUUGUAGAAGAUAGCUUGAAAGAAGGUUACGACUGGUGUGUGUCUGCAAUCAAGAGCUCAGAAUACGCCCAAUUGGCCGCAGAUUUGGAAAUAAACAAGGCCAUCAUGUUCUUGAAGCAAAAUCAACUCGCUGAAGCCAUUAGCACGUUGAAGACGUUUGAAAAAGAUACCGAUAUAGCAUUGAAUGCAGCUACCAAUCUAAGUUUUAUAUAUUAUUUGCAAGGCGAUUACGAUACAGCUCUGAGAUACAGCGAAACAGUGGAACAAUGCAAAAUGCCAACUGCUGAUGGCUUUGUAAACUAUGGGGCGUGUCUGAUAGCGACGGGACAACUGGACAGGGCCAUUCAGUGCUUUCGCAAAGCUCUGGACUUGAAUCCCGAUCAUUUUGAAGCAAUUUUCGAUUUGGGAUUAUGCUUGAAACGCCAGGGACACUACAUAGAAGCGCUGUCCUGUUUUCAACGGUUUUCCGGCUCCUUAGCCUUGCUUCCCGCUGUAGUUUGCCAAGUGGCCAGCUUGUUAGAGUUGGUGGGCGACUCUGAAGCUGCAGCUGACACUUAUCAGCAGCUGCUCGGAUUGACACCAACCGACGCCAAAGCUUUGCAGAAGUUGGGCGAAUUGUUCGACCAGGAGGGCGAUAAACAGCAGGCCCAUCAUUAUCACGUUGAUUCUUUCAGGUACUACCCGGGCAACUUAUCGGUAAUCGAGUGGUUGGGGUCGUACUAUAUCGAAAUGCAAGUGGUGGAAAAGGCUCUAAUUUACUUCGAGAAAGCGGCCUUGAUGCAACCUGGGGAACCAAAGUGGAAUAUGAUGGUGGCCGGAUGCCAUCGUCGCAGUGGAAAUAUGCACAAAGCCUUAACACUCUAUCAGGAAAUCCAUAGUCAGUUUCCUGAGAAUGCCGAGUGUCUGCGGUUCUUGGUGAGACUGUGCAGCGACCUGGGAAUGAGAGAGGCACAGGAUUAUCUCAUGGAGCUCAAGAAACUGGAAAAGUCCAAAGAAGUGAGAGAACGGGUGAACAGCAGCAGGCCAGGAUCCAGACGAAGCAAUAGCGGGUUGUCUUCGAGAGCAGGUUCGGGCUUUAGUCCAGUACCAGAGCACACAUCGACUCAAAGUCCACCUCCCCUGUCGGGUUCGAACAGCCGGAACCUGAGAAGUGUGAGGGAGAUACGCAAGCAAAACAGCGCCAGCAGCUCGGAUUCGGGAAUUGGACCAAAUAAUAUUGAUGUGAACUAUGCGGAUCCGCUAGGGCCUUUACCCAUUCGCCCCAGGACAGGAGCGGGAAAGCCUUUGGACUUUGAUGAUUUUGGAAAUGAGGAAUUGGGCGACGACUUGUUGCCCGAAUGAAAUAAUUAAACGCCUUUAUAUUUUAGUGACUUAGUGACUAGCAUACUACUUUUAAAGCUAAAUACUGUUGUGAAGCAAAAUAUUUUAUACAUUAGUUCAUUAAUAGAUAUCUAAGAAUUCAGGAAGGAUUCCAUAUAUUCAAAAUCGAACAAUUAGUAAAAUGUUUAAAA
Molecule: messenger RNA, 2892 nt
Organism: Dendroctonus ponderosae (mountain pine beetle)
Lineage: Eukaryota; Metazoa; Arthropoda; Insecta; Coleoptera; Curculionidae
Gene: nompB
Product: intraflagellar transport protein 88 homolog
Exons: 14
Coding region: 173-2722 (849 amino acids)
Biological process (GO): intraciliary transport; non-motile cilium assembly
Cellular component (GO): centriole; non-motile cilium; ciliary basal body
Molecular function (GO): kinesin binding
Source: RefSeq, a predicted model, not a curated record